Messenger RNA from Alternaria burnsii, 2724 nucleotides. RefSeq lists its product as uncharacterized. NCBI's taxonomy places the organism in Eukaryota, Fungi, Ascomycota, Dothideomycetes, Pleosporales, Pleosporaceae. Bases 1 to 2724 code for a protein of 907 amino acids. The record is from RefSeq and is a predicted model, not a curated record. The transcript has 4 exons. Gene Ontology annotation, cellular component: cytosol. Gene Ontology annotation, molecular function: oxidoreductase activity, acting on CH-OH group of donors; dCTP diphosphatase activity. Gene Ontology annotation, biological process: dCTP catabolic process; DNA protection.
AUGGGAAGGAAGAAAUAUCCGCUAGCAGUUCGAUUGAACUCUUUGGCCAACAAAGUACUCUUCGAAGAUUUCGUAAACGGAACUGCUCCCCGCGCGGUUGACGUCGAGUACCUUGAAGGCAAGAGCAUUUAUCAAGGCGAUCUGAGUUACAAUGCAUCAAACGAUGCCACUACCAAGCAAUUCACUGGCGAGCGCGAUUUCGGGAUGUGGUCUGAACCUGUGGGUGUUCGGGAUUUUUGGCCUCAAACCCCGAACCAGUCAUUCGUUGAUCUCCCUAACACGUUUGGAUUUCGCACAGUUCAUAUGCACGGCAGCAACAGCGCUGGUCAUGUGAAGCUCCGGUUAGCCGACCCAACAGCUCAACCGGAAAUCAACUUCCGUCAUUUCUCCGACGAGGGCGCAGACCAGGAUAUUGCUGCCAUCCAGGAAACCGUAGCCUUUUUCCGACGAGUCCAUGCUGAUGUGGCAGCGCCUGUUGGCCCAAAUGAGGUCAUUUGGCCUACCUGUUCGGGCAGUGUCAGCGCCGACGGCAGUUACUCAGAUAAAGGCAAUGACGAGCAAUUCAUUCGAGACAAUAACUGUGGUCAUCACGCCACGAGUACCAGCUCUAUUGGACUAGAUGACGAUUCAAAUGCCGUCCUUGACUCCAAGUUCCGUGUUCGUGGCGUAGAGGGUCUCCGUGUUGUCGACGCAAAACCCGUACCACACCACAUGGGCGAAACCUCAGUCCGUGACGCACUUGUGGCAUUUGCCGCGGAGCGUGAUUGGGAGCAAUUCCACACUCCGGAGAACCUCGCGAAAAGUAUAUCGAUCGAAGCGGCAGAGUUGCUCGAGUGCUUCCAGUGGAGCGCAGACGCUGAACCGAAGCGCGUGCGCGAGGAACUUGCAGACGUCCUCACGUAUUGUCAUCUGCUCGCUAUUCGCAUUGGAGCCGAUCCAGAUCAGAUUGUGCUAGAAAAGCUCGAAGUCACCCGCAAGAAGUACCCCGUGGACAAAGCCCGAGGCGUUAAUAACUAUGGCUACCCAGGCGGGAGGAAUCCAAACAGUGUACUGAGGGAUAUCUACGUCGGAGAAUCGCUCAACGCUGUCAGUCGAUUACGACAACACCUCGAAACACCAGCUAAACAACACCUGAAAAAUGCUAGGAUCAUCCUGCAUGAGAAAUACAACAAGUCAGUCUGUCUAGAUUUGGAGUCCUAUCUCAUCAGGAUGAUGGCUGGUGACGGCGCGAAUCAAGUACUUAAUCGAAACAACGGCAUCACCGACGCGCAGUACUACCAGAGAGGAGCAUAUCGCGCAGAAUUUCGCACUGUCUUCGAACAACUCAAGUCUGAAGGAGUGUUUACUCGAAGUAUUCCAGAAAUCGAGAACAGCAGUCUCUUCAAACUUUCUCCUUAUAAAGCGCUUACGGAAGAUCAAGCAGAUUCCGUCGAAGAGAUCCUUACCAGAUUCUUUGUCGAUCUUUCGACGGGCGGGAGAAGCAAGAUCGUAAUACAAGGCGACCCAGGUACCGGAAAGACGGUCGUGGCUAUAUACUUGAUCAAACUUCUUGUCGAUAUUGCAGCCCUCAACUCGCUUGACGAUCUCAACAGCGACUCACGGUUCUUUGAAUUUUUCACUGCAGCUAAUCAGCGUCUCCUCCAAGAUUGCAGAAUCGGGUUGGUUGUUCCGCAGCAGUCAUUACGCGGUACAAUCAAGGAUGUUUUCCGAAAGACGCGCGGGCUCCAUCCGGACAUGGUCAUGACACCUUUCCAAGUAGGAGAAGCAGACGGCAUUUUCGACUUGCUAAUAGUCGACGAGACCCACCGACUCAAUCAGCGCGCUAAUCAACCAUCAGGGGUACUCAACGGGAAGUUUACAACCAUUACAAGGGAGCUUUUUGGCAGUGACGAUUUCAGCAAGACGCAGCUUGACUGGAUUAUGGCGAAGAGCAGGCAGCAGAUCUUCCUUCUAGACGCAAUGCAGAGCGUUCGACCAGCCGAUCUUCCACAAGAGCUACUCUCAGAUCUCGUUUCCGAUACGCGUGCAACAGGCCAGCAUUUCCAGCUCCGCACUCAGAUGCGCGUACAAGCGGGUUCGGAUUUUGUGUCUUACAUUCGAUGGAUCUUUGAUCCCAACCCCCUCUCGGUCCCGCGAGCACGAUUGAGUCUCGGAGAAUACGAUUUCCGCGCCUUCGACACUGUUGAAGAAAUGCGUGAUGAAAUUUUCAAACGAAAUGAUGAAGCUGGACUUUCCCGCAUGGUUGCAGGCUAUGCUUGGGAGUGGAAGACGCAAAAGGACAAGACGGCGUUCGAUGUUGAGAUCGGUGACACGAGACUCCGCUGGAACAGUACGCCAACAGAUUGGGUAUCGUCCGACAAUGCGCUACAGGAAGUAGGGUCGGUGCACACGGUGCAGGGUUAUGAUUUGAACUAUGUUGGCGUCAUCAUUGGGCUGGACUUGCGUUUCGAUCCGGCCCGAAGGCGACUUUAUGUCGAUCGCGAUUCGUACUUUGACAAAAAGGGCAAGGAGAAUAAUCGUGCACUUGGUAGAAAGUACUCCGAUGACGACUUGCUGCGGUUCAUAACUCAGAUAUAUGCUGUGCUUUUGACACGGGGCAUUCGCGGUACAUAUGUAUAUGCAUGCGAUCCCGGCUUACGAGCAUACCUCUCCGACUUCAUUCCAUCAAGUUCGGGAAAUCCUGUCAACUCGGUUCUUAACUCCGACAACAACCUGAUUAUUUAA